AUGUCAAACGAAAGUAUAAUAUACACCGAUGAGGAGGAUGAAUCAUUUCAAGAAGAAACAAGAACAUAUGAAGGGGACAUUAAAGCGAAAAAAGAUAAUAUAGAAAUACCCGCCACUAAAGACGGACUUUAUCACUUACACGGCACACUUUCGAGGACAACUACAAGAGAAAUCAAUGAAGGAGAAGAUGACGAGGAGGAUGGGGAAGAUUCAUCACUUGAUACAGUUCCGGAUGAAGAAAAAUUAGAACAAACCUCAGAAUCUACAGCUCCUUAUACAUUAUUAUCAUAUAAACAGAAAUGGGGAAUGGUUUUCCUAUUAGUCAUGUGUGGUUUUUGGUCAUCAUUAGGUUCUCCGAUUUAUUAUCCUGCAUUACGUCAAUUAGAAAAGGAAUUCAAUAUGGAUGAAAACAAAGUAAAUGUCACAGUUGUUGUGUAUUUAUUAUUUCAAGGGAUUGCACCAACGGUUAGUGGUGGGUUAGCAGAUGUCUUUGGCCGUCGUCCCAUUAUCUUAGGUGGUAUGGUAAUUUAUGUUGUCGCAUCUAUUGGUUUGGCGUGUGCUCCUUCUUACGGUGUUAUUUGCUUCCUAAGAUGUAUUCAAAGUAUAGGUAUAUCUCCUACCAUUGCUAUUAGUUCAGGUGUUGUUGGUGAUUUCACAUUGAAACACGAAAGAGGUACAUUUGUUGGCGCUACUUCUGGAUUAGUCUUAUUAGGUCAAUGUUUUGGUAGUUUGAUAGGUGCAGUUUUAACAGCUCGUUGGGAUUGGAGAGCAAUUUUUUGGUUCUUAGCCAUUGGUUCUGGUGUAGCUCUUAUCGUUGCAGCUUUUACAUUACCUGAAACUAAGAGAACUAUAGUUGGUAAUUUAUCAAUAAAACCAAAAAAUAUUCUCAAUAGAGCCCCAGUUUUCUUAUUAAAACCAGUUCAGAAAAGAUUUAAAUAUGAUAAUCCUGAUUAUGAAACAUUAGAUAAAACAAUACCAAGAUUAGAUUUAGCAUCUGCAUUCAAGAUUUGUGCUUUACCGGAAAUUCUUUUAUCUUUAUUCCCAGCAGGAUUACAAUUUGCACUUUGGACAUUAAUGCUUUCCUCCAUCUCUUCCACUCUAAGUGCUCCACCAUAUAAUUAUAGAUUAACUAUCAUUGGUGUUUGUUAUUUACCAGGUGGUGUUGGUGGAUUAUUAGGUUCUAUGUUAACGGGUAGAUUUCUAGAUUAUAUUUAUAAGAAGGCGUUAAGAGAUUUUGAGAAAAAGAAACAAAAUGGUACCAUUCCAGAAAAUGAAGAAUUUAAUACUAUUAAAGUUCGUCUAAAUGCCAUUAUACCACAAAAUUUCAUUGCAGUCAUUUCAUUUUUAUUAUUUGGUUGGAGUGCUGAUAAAGGGUGGAAAAUACCUGCAAUGUUAAUUACAUCCUGUGUGAGUUCCUUUUGUGCCAUGAGUACAUUAUCUUCUUCCACUACGUUAUUAGUGGAUUUAUACCCUAAAAAGGCAUCUACAGCUAGUAGUUGUUUCAAUUUCAUUAGAUGUAGUUUAAGUUCUAUCUUUAUGGGUUGUUUUGCCAAGAUGAAGUUUGCAAUGACAGUUGGAGGAACAUUCACAUUCAUGGUAGGAUUGAUUCUAGUUGGUAAUUUUCUAAUGCUGAUCCCAAUGAAAUAUGGUAUGGAAUGGAGACGAGAGAGAGAAGCUAAAGAACAAGCAUUGUUGGAACAGAAGUUAAACGAAAGUAUGGACGGCAACGAUGACGAUAACUCACAAUCUAAAGAUAAGAAGAAGUAUCUUCUAUUCUAA
This is a messenger RNA of Naumovozyma dairenensis CBS 421, 1779 nucleotides long. It is a transcript of the gene AQR1, whose product is annotated as Aqr1p. Gene Ontology annotation, biological process: transmembrane transport. The record is from RefSeq and is a predicted model, not a curated record. Gene Ontology annotation, molecular function: transmembrane transporter activity. The transcript has a single exon. Gene Ontology annotation, cellular component: membrane. Bases 1 to 1779 code for a protein of 592 amino acids. Lineage: Eukaryota; Fungi; Ascomycota; Saccharomycetes; Saccharomycetales; Saccharomycetaceae.